AUGGCCUAUAUAUAUUCUCCAGAGCAUUCCCAGGCUGUGAUGGUUAUUCUGGGGUACACAUUCCAGAAUUUGGUGUUGCUUCGCAGGGCUCUGGAGACCUGGAGCCUGGGGUCUCCUCACGGCAACAAACCCCUUGCCCUUGUUGGAGAUAGGGCUAUUGCAAUGGUAUUUAGUCUUGAUGGAUAUCUGAAGAAUGCCACGUGUGGAAACACGACACAGCUUUUAAACUCUCGAUCAUCAAACAAAACUUUGCAUAGCUUGGGAUGCAGGCACGGACUUGAAAGAUAUCUUGUCCUCAACCCAUCACAAUCGAAUGUUUCAAUUGAUACUAUGGCGAACACAGUGGAGGCCCUGAUAGGGGCUGUCUUCAUUGACAGCGGGUUCGACCUAGACGCUGUCAAGGCGGCGAUGAUCAACUUCGGCAUCAUGGAAGCUCAACCUCAAGAGUGA
Penicillium antarcticum is the source of this 450-nucleotide messenger RNA. RefSeq names its product ribonuclease III domain-containing protein. Gene Ontology annotation, molecular function: ribonuclease III activity. The record is from RefSeq and is a predicted model, not a curated record. NCBI's taxonomy places the organism in Eukaryota, Fungi, Ascomycota, Eurotiomycetes, Eurotiales, Aspergillaceae. The transcript has 2 exons. Gene Ontology annotation, biological process: RNA processing. The coding region runs from base 1 to 450 and encodes 149 amino acids.